Messenger RNA from Cucumis melo (muskmelon), 2057 nucleotides. Its product is annotated as anthranilate synthase alpha subunit 1, chloroplastic. NCBI's taxonomy places the organism in Eukaryota, Viridiplantae, Streptophyta, Magnoliopsida, Cucurbitales, Cucurbitaceae. Gene Ontology annotation, biological process: L-tryptophan biosynthetic process. The transcript has 11 exons. The coding region runs from base 9 to 1823 and encodes 604 amino acids. Gene Ontology annotation, molecular function: anthranilate synthase activity. The record is from RefSeq and is a predicted model, not a curated record.
ACUUAUUAAUGAAAAUGCAAUCUUUUAUUAACACCCUCUCUCAUCCCACCUUUCUCCUCCCCUCCCCGCACCCCCAACGCUGUAUUACUUCUGUCCACACUACUUCCGCCCACACCACUGCCCGCGGGUUCUUUCCAUGUCCUCCUCGAUCUCCCUUCGCCUCGCCUUUCCGGUCUACGUCGCUCAAGAGUUUCCCAACCUUUGUCUCUUCCGUUCUUUCCACCGCAACUUCCAACUCUUCCGGUGUUGAAGCAGCAGAGUUUAUAGAAGCAUCAAAACAUGGUAACUUGGUCCCCCUUUCUCGAUGCAUUUUUGGCGAUCAACUUGACCCAAUUCUAGCAUAUCGUCGUCUAGUCAAAGAAAAUGAUUGGGAUUCUCCAAGCUUUCUUUUCGAGUCCGUCGAGUCUAAUUCUCAGGGUCGUUAUAGUGUGCUGGGAGCUCAACCAACUAUGGAAAUAGUGGCAAAGGAGAAUAAAAUCACUAUUUUAGAUCACAAGAAAGGGAGAUUGACUGAGGAAUUUGUUGAUGAUCCAUUCAUGGUUCCAAUCAAAAUCUCAGAGAAAUGGAAACCUAAAUCAAUUGGUGGACUUCCAGACACAUUUUGUGGUGGAUGGGUAGGUUAUUUCUCGUACGAUACAAUGCGAUACGUGGAGAGCAAAAAACUGCCAUUCUCAGGAGCUCCUAAGGAUGACAGAAAUCUUGCUGACUUUCAUCUAGGUCUCUAUGACGAGGUUGUUGUGUUUGAUCAUGUUGAAAAGAAAGUCAGUAUAAUACUUUGGGUGGAGCUUGAUGGAUUUUUGUCAGUGGAGAAUGCUUAUGAAGAUGGAGUAAAGCGUUUGGACAUUCUAGCAAAGAAAUUUCAAGAUGGUGACCAUCCAAGGCUGAGUCCAGGUUUUGUCAACUUGAAUACUCGGCAAUUCGGUCCGUCCUUGAAGAAAUCAAACAUGACUAGUGACUCAUACAAAGCAGCCGUGCUUCGGGCAAAAGAACAUAUUCUUGCAGGAGAUAUCUUCCAGAUAGUUCUAAGUCAGCGUUUUGAGUAUCGGACUUUUGCCAAUCCUUUUGAAAUCUAUAGAGCAUUGAGAAUUGUCAAUCCGAGUCCAUAUAUGGCUUACUUGCAAGCUAGAGGUUGCACAUUGGUUGGUUCUAGUCCUGAAAUUCUUACUCGUGUUAAAAAGAAUAAGAUUGUAAAUCGCCCAUUGGCUGGAACAGUUCGACGAGGGAAGACAGAAAAAGAAGAUGAAAUGUUGGAGAAGCAGUUACUGGAUGAUGCAAAACAGUGUGCAGAACACAUCAUGCUGGUUGAUUUAGCUCGGAAUGAUGUUGGAAAGGUGUCAAAAAAUAGCUCGGUGAAGGUGGAAAAACUUAUGAAUAUCGAACGGUAUUCGCAUGUAAUGCACAUAAGCUCCACGGUAACAGGAGAGUUACAUGACCAUCUAACAAGCUGGGAUGCCUUGCAAGCUGCAUUACCCGUUGGAACCGUUAGCGGAGCGCCCAAGGUCAAGGCCAUGGAGUUAAUCGAUGAAUUGGAGACAACAAGACGAGGCCCAUAUAGUGGUGGAUUUGGUACUGUGUCUUUUAAUGGUGAUAUGGACAUAGCACUGGCUCUUCGAACUAUUGUAUUUCCAACAUCAGCUCAUUACGACACAAUGUACUCAUACAAGGAUGUGAACCAGCGUCGGGAAUGGAUUGCUCAUCUUCAAGCUGGUGCUGGGAUAGUGGCUGAUAGUAGUCCUGAAGAUGAACAUCAAGAAUGCCAAAACAAAGCUGCUGCUCUUGCUCGUGCCAUUGCCUUGGCAGAGUCCGCUUUUGUUAAUAAGUGAUCACUCUUGAGCUUGGUCUCUUGUCAUUAUAACGAAAGAAUUGUGGCAUAAGAGAUAUUAAUCAGUGUUUUUUUAUGACAAGUUCACAAAUCAUAAUUAUGUUCUAAAACAGAGUUUGAUGCGAUUCUAAACUUUUUUAUACUAGCAAUCUCAAACUCUGUACACUCAAACUAUUUGUUUCACAAGCUAGCUUAGCCUUCCAACAAAUGUAAGGAAGAUCAAACCUUCAGUUCA